UGCAGUGAUUUCCUGAUCUUGCCCGGAUACAUUGAUUUCACCUCCGAUCAAGUGGACCUCACCUCUGCCCUCACCAAGAAGAUCACGCUGAAGACGCCGCUGGUCUCCUCUCCGAUGGACACGGUGACUGAAGCUAACAUGGCCAUCGCAAUGGCGUUGAUGGGAGGAAUCGGCUUCAUUCACCACAACUGUACCCCCGAGUUCCAGGCCAGCCAAGUGCGCAGGGUGAAGAAGUACGAGCAGGGCUUCAUCACGGACCCGGUGGUGAUGAGCCCCCAUCGGGUCCACGAUGUGUUCGAAGCCAAAGCUCGGCACGGAUUCUGCGGAAUUCCCAUCACCGACUCUGGCACGUUGGGAGGGAAACUGGUCGGGAUCAUCUCGUCCCGGGACAUCGACUUCCUGACCCCAGAGGAGCACAGCCUCCCGCUGGCCGAGGUGAUGACAAGGAGGGAGGACCUGGUCGUGGCCCCAGCUGCUGUCACACUGAGGGCGAAUGAGAUCCUGCAGAGGAGCAAGAAAGGGAAGCUCCCCAUCGUUAACGAGGAUGACCAGCUGGUGGCCAUCAUCGCCCGGACCGACCUGAAGAAGAACCGGGACUACCCGCUCGCCUCCAAGGACUCCAAGAAACAGCUGCUGUGUGGAGCGGCCAUCGGGACCCACGCCGAUGACAAGUAUCGACUCGACCUCCUGGUCCAGGCCGUGGACGCUGUGGUCCUGGAUUCCUCCCAGGGGAACUCCAUCUUCCAGAUCCACAUGAUCCAACACAUUAAGGAGAAAUAUCCGGAUCUCCAGGUCAUCGGCGGGAACGUGGUAACGGCAGCCCAGGCGAAGAACCUGAUUGACGCUGGCGUUGAUGCCCUGCGAGUGGGAAUGGGCAGUGGCUCCAUCUGCAUCACUCAGGAAGUGCUGGCGGUGGGGAGACCUCAGGCCACAGCUGUGUACAAGGUGGCUGAGUACGCGCGGUUCGGGGUGCCGGUCAUCGCCGACGGGGGCAUCCAGACCGUGGGUCACAUUGCCAAGGCCCUGGCCCUGGGGGCAUCGACAGUGAUGAUGGGGUCGCUCCUGGCUGCCACGAGUGAAGCUCCCGGUGAAUAUUUCUUCACGGACGGAGUGCGGCUGAAGAAGUAUCGUGGGAUGGGAUCGGUGGACGCGAUGGAUAAGCACCUGGGCAGCCAGAGCCGCUACUUCAGUGAGUCGGACAAGAUCAAAGUGGCUCAGGGAGUGUCGGGAGCUGUACAGGACAAGGGAUCCAUCCACAAGUUUGUUCACUAUCUGAUCGCUGGGAUUCAGCACGGCUGCCAGGACAUCGGAGCCAAGAGUUUAACACAGCUCAGGGCGAUGAUGUACUCUGGAGAGCUGAAGUUUGAGAAGAGGACACUGUGUGCUCAGAUGGAAGGAGGUGUUCAUGGAUUACAUUCGUAUGAGAAGAGACUUUUUUGAAUCCAACCUGGGGAGCCCAGUGGUGGGUUCCCUCCUCCUCGGGUCUGUCCGGUCACAGUUCCAAAUCCAGUUUGCCUUCUGUUCGCUUCCAUGAACUGGGGACUGGGGUUUGCGGUGGUGCUGCUGCCCGAGGCUGUCCUGCUGACUGGUUGUGAAUUCUUUCCAGGAAUGUUAUUUUUGUUAACUGGUUUGUUGCCAUGGAGACUGCCCAUCAACUUCACCAACCUGUCCGUGUCUGCGAGCUGUUGCUGCCGACAGCAAGUCUGUCAGUACGGGGGACAGACACUGGGGCUUCUGACCAGCACUGCAGUCACCCGGGGCUCUCCGUGUGCACGGUGUUGAUACUGUAAGCUGCACCAUUGACUGCUCUGAGCGUGGUGGACGAGCUUUUUAAUAACUGAGAUGUUUGUACA
Pristis pectinata (smalltooth sawfish) is the source of this 1853-nucleotide messenger RNA. RefSeq names its product inosine-5'-monophosphate dehydrogenase 2-like. Gene Ontology annotation, cellular component: cytoplasm. Lineage: Eukaryota; Metazoa; Chordata; Chondrichthyes; Rhinopristiformes; Pristidae. Gene Ontology annotation, molecular function: IMP dehydrogenase activity. The record is from RefSeq and is a predicted model, not a curated record. Gene Ontology annotation, biological process: GTP biosynthetic process.